UUAAAUAAAUAAAUACAACGGAGAAUAAAAGCAGAGCAAUAUUUAUCCUUUCAGUUAUGGAAUCACAGCACUGAAAGAGAAAGCUUGGCGCUGCUUGCUUAUUUUCCAAAGCCAGCUUUAUCUGUUCUUAUUCUGAAUUCCUCAUAACAAUUUUUCACUUUCCAGCUUCUUAAUGGCAAUCUCUACUUUAUUUGCACCUGUUAAUUCUCUUAAUCCUAUCACUCCUCCUACUUCUUCCUCUUCUUCUUUGAUUCCUUUCAAAAUUCAUCACCACCGCUUCAUGACGGCUCAAAACAGCUCAAAUGGACGGUUGGCGAUUCAGUGCUGUCAUGAAACGGGUCCGUCCUCGGAUCCCAUGACUCUCAGCAGGCAGACCCAAAUGUCAUCUAUGACUGCCUUUGGAGUGAAUGAAACUGGCUCUUCUAGACCAUCUUACAAAUGGCAAAGAGUGUUGCUUAAAGUAAGUGGAGAAGCACUUGCCGGAGAUAAUAUGCAAAAUAUUGACCCAAAGAUCACAAUGGCUAUUGCAAGGGAGGUUGCAUCAGUGACACGCCUGGGGAUAGAGGUUGCAAUUGUGGUCGGUGGGGGAAAUAUAUUCCGUGGAUCCUCUUGGGCAGGAAGUAGUGGCCUUGACCGUUCAUCUGCUGACUACAUUGGUAUGUUGGCCACAGUUAUGAAUGCUAUAUUUCUUCAAGCAACUAUGGAGAGUAUUGGCAUUCCAACCAGGGUUCAGACUGCAUUUCGCAUGUCAGAGGUUGCAGAACCAUAUAUUCGUCGACGGGCUGUCAGGCAUUUGGAAAAAGGAAGAGUUGUGAUUUUUGCAGCUGGAACUGGGAAUCCAUUCUUCACCACAGAUACAGCUGCAGCCCUGCGUUGUGCAGAAAUUAAUGCAGAGGUAGUGUUGAAAGCUACAAAUGUUGAUGGGGUCUAUGAUGAUGAUCCUAGGUGUAAUCCAAAUGCUCGUCUUCUUGAAACUCUAACUUACCAUGAGGUGACUUCGAAAGAUCUUUCGGUGAUGGACAUGACUGCCAUUACUUUGUGCCAAGAAAAUAAUAUUCCUGUUGUUGUCUUCAAUCUGUCCAAAUCUGGUAACAUCUCAAAAGCAAUAAAGGGGGAAAGAGUUGGGACAUUGAUUGGAGGGGCGUCAAACACAGCAGUGGCAAGGACAUGAUAUUGCUGAAUGUCAUUUGCUUGGUGGCUUCUCUUGAUUCAUUGUAGGAGUUUAGAUUAGAGAGUAUCUAAAUUUAUGCUAAAGGAUUCAACCCUGGAAGCAUCCUGGAAUUUUAUUUGGAAUUUGGAGAUAGGAGCAUGAUUCAAAGUUUUUAGGUAAGCAUCUAAAUUUCAAAUUGACUAAUUGAGAUACUUGUUUCAGUUGGUGCCGAAAAUGGUUUGGUCAAAUAUUGUAUAUAUUUUGAACAACUGAAUUUUAACGUCUACUCCAGAGAAAAUAUGGUAAACAACUCCAUAAUUUUGAUGGACAAGUCAAUUGGUUAAUAAUGCACAAGUUAUUUUUAUAAAAUA
Molecule: messenger RNA, 1521 nt
Organism: Hevea brasiliensis (rubber tree)
Lineage: Eukaryota; Viridiplantae; Streptophyta; Magnoliopsida; Malpighiales; Euphorbiaceae
Product: uridylate kinase PUMPKIN, chloroplastic
Exons: 7
Coding region: 173-1171 (332 amino acids)
Biological process (GO): UDP biosynthetic process
Cellular component (GO): cytoplasm
Molecular function (GO): UMP kinase activity
Source: RefSeq, a predicted model, not a curated record